This is a messenger RNA of Thamnophis elegans (Western terrestrial garter snake), 1664 nucleotides long. RefSeq names its product zinc finger protein 239-like. The coding region runs from base 404 to 1435 and encodes 343 amino acids. The record is from RefSeq and is a predicted model, not a curated record. NCBI's taxonomy places the organism in Eukaryota, Metazoa, Chordata, Lepidosauria, Squamata, Natricidae. The transcript has a single exon.
GCAACGAGGGAGAUGCUUGAAACGGCGACUGAGGAGACCGGAUGGUGCAGGUUUGGCGCAAGGUAUGCUGGGAGUUGCAGUCUCGGAGAUUAACUCGGGGAAAGGAGGCCUGGGAGGCCGAGGUCUAGUCCGACGGAGGGGCGGGCGGGGAAGGACCGUGAGAGGCGGAGGCGGAGGCCUCAGCGUCUCCUGCGGGGAAGGGGACGCAGCCCGCCUCUCUCUCUCCCGCACCCCCCUCCAGGAGGACGGAGGAGCCCGGCGGAGGAAGGAAGGAAGCGCCACCUGAGAGCAAGAGGUCCCGGCGUGGUUUCCCGGGAGACGGCGGGGAAAGGCCAGGCGCCUCCGGGGCUGCAGGAGGGAUGAGCCCAGGGGCAUUCCGAAAAAGGUGGUUGCGUGGAGGGCGAUGCGGGGAGUAGGAAACGGGCGGAGACCCCGAGACGGUCCUGGGGGGCGGAGGGUCCUUCGGAUGACCCCGGAAUCGCCAAAGGAACCAGGAGGAAGGAAAUGGAAAUGCCCGGAAUGUGGAAAAACCUUCAAGAGAAACGACCUUCUUAAAAGGCAUCUAAGGAUCCACACAGGAGAGAAACCAUUUAAAUGCACGGAGUGUGCAAAAUCCUUUAAGAGUAAAGACCGUCUUCAAAGCCAUCUAAGGAUCCACAUGGGAGAAAAGAAAUACCAAUGCCCAGAAUGUGGAAAAACCUUCAAGACAAAUGAACAUCUUCAAGGCCACUUAAAAAUCCACUCAGGAGAGAAGGAAUAUCCAUGCCCAGAAUGUGAGAAAUCCUUUAGAACCAAAGACCUUCUUAAAAGCCAUCUAAAAAUCCAUACAGAAGAAAAACCUUAUAAAUGCUUUGAGUGUGGAAAGAGCUUCCGUCACAAGAGCACCCAUGAGAGACAUCAAAGGAUCCACACAGGAGAAAAACCUUAUAAAUGCUUUGAGUGUGGAAAGAGCUUCAGUCAGACAAGCACUCUUUAUACUCAUCUAAUAAUCCACACAGGAGAAAAACCUCAUAAAUGUCUGGAGUGUGGAAAGAGCUUUGGUCAUAGCAGCAGCCUUUAUAAACAUCAAAUAAUCCACACAGGAGAAAAACCUCAUAAAUGCCUGGAGUGUGGAAAGAGCUUCUGUCAAAGGGUAGGUCUUGAGACCCAUCAAAGAAUCCACACAGGAGAAAAACCCUACAAAUGCCUGGAGUGUGGAAUGAGCUUCAGUCAGAAGAGCCAUCUUUAUCCACAUCAAAGGAUCCACUCAGGAGAAAAACCUCAUAAAUGCAUUGAGUGUGAAAAGAGCUUCAGUGAUAGGAGUACCCUUAAUAAACAUCAAAGGAUCCACUCAGGAGAAAAACCUUAUAAAUGCCUGGAGUGUGGAAAGAGCUUCAGUCAGAGGAGCCACCUUUAUAGACAUCAAAGGAUCUACUCAGGAGAAAAACACUUAUAAAUGCCCUGAGUGUGGAAAGAGCUUCAAUAGGGGAAGUUCUCUGUAUAGACAUCAAAUGCUUCACACAAGAGAAAAACCAUAUGGGCCUGGAGUAUGGAAAGAGUUUCUAAGAGAGAGGAAGUCUUUAUAACCAUCAAAAAUCCACAUGGGAGAAACUUUCUACCUUCCCAUAAAGUUCUUCUACCACCUCUCCACAUAAAAUUGGGAUUGAUGAAGCAAUUCGUAAAAU